AUGCCGAAACGCCCAAAGACGCCACCUCCUGCGGAUGACGAGCCAAAAUAUCUGAGCGUCGUUCACCCAUAUCCCAAGACGCAUCCGAACAUGGAGCUUGAGCACGACCAGAUUCGAGUCUGCUUUUGGCUGGCGUGUUGCAUCGGGGGAAAUCCUCGGCUUCACGACUACCCUUUACGGGCCCUCUACUAUAGACCGAAGUCUGGAGGCAUCCUCAUCAUUGAAGUCAGUCGAGACUUUGAAAACUGGAACGGUCUACUCGGAAAGCACCAGUGGAGUGACUUCGUGAUGGAGCCCACUACCGAAGAGCGGGACAAGUACUCGAGCAUCUUCUACUGUACGUACAACCGUGGGCGAGAUGUGCAGAAAGCAGGUUGGAAGCGGAUUGAUGUCCAGCCGGGUUGGUACAACGGAUGGUCUGCGCACAACCAGAAGAUCCGAUGGCCGUAUCCGAAAACUGGAUGGUGUGAACUCCCAAAAGCAAACAUGAACGAUCCUAAUCAGCCUCAACUAUGCCGCCCGCUUCCCGCGAAGGACUUUAAGCCCCCACCCAAAGCCGCGAUACCGGCAGUUGGAUCUCCCGCAUGGCAUGAGUGGAAGAAGACAGGUGUCCUUCCCGCUGGUCCAAAACAGAAGCAGGCAGCCGCUCCCAUCCUCUCGGGUGCUUGGGGUCAAGGAAAGCCGCGUGUAACUGCGACCACGGCGUCCACUCCCUCCGUGUCUUCAGUGGCAUCUCCUCCUAAUGAUCCAUGGAGCACCUCGGCACCUCCCGGGCUUGCCUCGCCACUUGGACCUCCUCCUGGUCUGAACACCCAGUCUCACAAGACGCCUACUCCAGAGCUUAGCUCUGGAAGCAGCACAUCUUCUGGCGGUCGCACCGCCUCCUCCGGUGCAAAGCAGCUCGUACCGAAAGCUGCGGACAGCAAGUUCGACUGGGCUGAAGAGAUGGAAAACGAAUCGAAGUACGGACCUGCAUCAUAUGGAGAUUCCUUGAUAACUGGCUACGCUCCGUCGUCCCGCGCGGUUUCCCACAGCAGCUAUGUCACUUCUCCCGACGCAGCGGACGAAGCCGACUACAUCGACGAAUAUGAAGAGGAUGAUGAUAUGCCCAAAGUCGCCAAUGUCUCGCGGGCGAUGCGUGGAUUGAGUCUCGGCUCUGCCGCACCGGUUGCCUCCAGCCUCAUUCAAACCCCGAUUGGCGCUCCGGACGACGAUGAAGAUCCACCAGAGAACCUUUGGGCCGAUGCGAACGAGCCCAAGACGCAGGUUCUGUGGUGGAGGGGGAACUGCCCUGAGCAUGGACCCGUGUGCCCGAAAGGUAUAUGCAAGGUGUACAAGGCGAUGAAGAAGCAGAAGGAGAGGGAGGAGAGGGAGGCAAUAGAGGCGAAGAAUGGGACUUCGACGCGCGGUGGUAAUGGUCGCGGCAAGCCCCGCGACAAGAAGCCGAAGCCUAGCGAACGCGAGAACUGGAUUCGUCCUCAAGUUCGCCCCCAAGAUCGUUCGCAGAGUCAUUCAUCUGGGCCGUCGCCCAUACCCAGUCGUUCGACAUCUACAAACCCUGCACUGGCUGCUGAUGCUGCGCGACCAUCCAAGCUUCCGGGCGCUUCUGGCUGGGGCAACGAAGUUCCAGAUGGAUGGGGAGAUUGGGAUGCAGGCGACGGCGACGAUAAGUCCGUUGCAAGCUCAGCACAUACUGCAUGGGGUAACAGUGGCGGGCAAGAUGAUGAUGAUGCUCGCAGUGUGGCCAGCGCGGCUACCCAGCGUACGCAAUCCACAUCUGGCUGGGGAAAGGUCAGCGUUUCGGGCAUGCCUUGGGGUCAAGCGGCUUCUUCUGCGAAGAAUGCAUCCGCUCGUGGUGGUCCUGUUGAAGACGACGAUGCUCGCAGUGUUGCGAGUGUGGCUACUGCACGAUCGCAGUCGACCACUGGCUGGAGCAGCGUCGAUGUCGGUAGUAUGCCGUGGGGUGGCGCGGCAUCGAACAACGCACCUGCGCGCGGUUUUGCUCGUGGAGGUGGGCGGGGUAACGCUCGUGGUGGCCGAGGAGGGGAUGCCUGGGGCGGUCGCGGCCGCGGUACUGGUCGUGGAGGUCGUGAAGGGAACGCGCAGCCCGGUGGGCCUCCAGCAGCACCUCAGACCCCAGUUGUAAAGCCGAAGACUCAAUGGGCGGCACCCGUGGGUGAGGAUGAUUGGGGCCCACCCAUUCAAGCUUCUGACCCGUGGUGA
Peniophora sp. CBMAI 1063 is the source of this 2223-nucleotide messenger RNA. NCBI's taxonomy places the organism in Eukaryota, Fungi, Basidiomycota, Agaricomycetes, Russulales, Peniophoraceae. The record is from the annotation of a GenBank genome assembly.